GCGACCUAAACGGGCUGCAUGUUUCUACUGUAAUAUGGCCUUCGUCGCCACAUGAGCCAUGCAGGGCGAGGCCGCUGCUGGGUAUCUUGAGCAGCAGCUGAAGACUUGGCGGCAGAGCUUUGAGGCCCGCAAGGCUGCACGACUUGGAUCAGAACGAUGGCAAGAGAAUGGCGCUCAAAGUGUGGCGCAGACGCCACAGAGGGAGCUAUCAGGCAAUGUGUACACUCCGUUCUCAUCCGUGAGAAGCGGUAGAAGUGCUUCUCUUCCUGCACCAAGGCUUGGUAGUGAGGUGCUUCAGACCCGCUUCAGUCCGCCACUGGACCUCAAUACUCCAACCUCACCAGUCCCGAACGCUCGGGCAAUUCGGGCAUACAUGCUAAACGCCUGCCUCAGUGAACCUUUCCAAGGUUCAACUUUGCCUCAAGCAGCUCGAGCGCCGCAGUUGAAGGAUCCGGGCCAUGAGUCCACAGUCGAUCGUCCAGCAGCAUUGCGAGCAAGCCCUAAAGCGCUGGACACAGGCAUAUUUGUAGCACAAGAUGUUCAGACACCUGAAUCUUCGCCUUUCUUUGUCGAUAAAGUCCGGUUUGGUCCACCUCACAGUGUGAGACCUCAAAGGUUUGCGAGUCCACAAGGGACUUUCGGAGCAAGCUGCUUAAGCUCUAGCUCCCCAAGCUGCACACCAGUCACGCAGUUUGCAGGCGUCGCAGCCACCAUGACUUCCACAGUGGCCGAGGACAGAUUGCAGCGCCGGCUACAUCAGGCGCGCGCCGCUAUGGUUAGGUGUGACGAGGAGCUUCAAAAGCUUGCUGCAGAGGAAGUGGCAGAGAUAGAAGCAGAAAACUGCACAAAGGCACGCGGUGAAGGCCUACACAAUCAGUUGGAUAUGGAGCAAAUCGAACAAGAGCUCUUUGAUUGCAAGAAGAGGGUUGCACGGCUAGAGCACUUGAACAAGAUCCAGAUAGGCUAUGGAGCUGAGGAGGCUCCCAGCGAUGCAUCUACUUCCGCAAGCUUUGGCGUUGAGGACACCUGGCAGCAGCGUGCAGAGGCUUUGCGUGAUGAAUUGCUGCGUCAGUCAGCGAUAGUGACUGAAUUGCAGGACCGCAUCCACUGGUUGCGAGCGCAGCUCCGAAGGCAGCCUGGGCUUCAGGAUAAGAGGAUGCAAGAAAUUGUCGACACUUUUGCUGAAAUGGCGGAGAUGGUUCCCAAGUACGAGCGAGUUGCUGCAAUUGGUCAGCUUCUCGCUGAGAUUGCAAAUCAAGCAACCUAUGUGGGCGAAGAAACCUAAAGGAAACCAUGAAGGAGAUUUGGAAAUGCCCUAUCAGUUUGGCCGCAAUACGCGGACUGAGAACUGACGACUGUAUAUAGAGUGAAGAAAGGAGUCACAGAUCCAAGGAUGGGCGUAGAAGCAACACUCGUACUUGUGAUGAGUUUACUCCCAUUUACUGGAUUUGUCGGAACUCUAGAUUCGCAUGAGUUUCACGCAUUCCAUCAAAAGAGGUUCAGCGUGAGCUACCUGAAUUCUGGUUUGGGAAGUAUUUUGGGGGCCCAGCGCACAAGUCUCGAUGUUUGGAAAUUAAGAUGUUCAAGCCCUUCCUUCCCUCGCUCAUAUUGAAGGUUCACGUAUUUCCUUUCUCAGGAAUUGGUCUUCUUGACCUCACCUUGCUUUAGCAACUCUCGUGUUAUCUCAACUUGCUAUCCUGGCCCUCUCGCGCACCGCUGUCCUGCAUGCAUCCUUUCGGUCGUCAUUUCUUCUUUGGCGAGGCCAGCAGCCCAUGAAACAAUGAACUCGUCAGCGUGGCCAGAAACUUAUGGUCCUUUAGGAGUCCAGCAUGCGAAGCCCUUUCACCAACACCCACGUACAAUACUAGAAGGUGGGUCAUGUUUUGAAGAGAGAAGGUCACAACGCGAGCACCAAGCAGUUUAAUAGGCAGCCAUUGGAAAGCGGCCACGCGCGAGCCUAGCGGUGCUACGCAAACUUAGCAGGAAGGUCUCCGCAGAGCGGCAUCAGCAGGGCCUGUUCAAUCCAAGAUACAUCUUCUUAUAGCAACCACUCAUUUGGGCUUUGCUGGAGAAGUCUACGGCAUGCACUAUGUGUUUGUCCAACUCAAGAUCAGUAUUCGAUUGUGGAUGAGUCAGGGGUCCCUCAAUAAGCGAGAUACCAUGUGACUUGCAACUAAAAGAGUCUUAACCAGAUGAUGUAACUCCUACUAAAGUAGUCAAAACGAGAUGGGGCCCCUCAAAAUAGAAAGCACAUUUGAGUUUAGUGCCAAAUAUACAAAUUCUACGGCUCCUGUAAGAAAACAGUAUGGUGUUUUCUCUCAGCCCUAAUAAGGCCUUGGUCAAAGAUGUCAAAGGUGAAUCCGCAAAGCGCCAGCCAAAAAUAGAGAUGCGUAUAUAAUGUAUAGUCCACCCUGCUCAUCGAGAUGAAUCGCAACCGUCUCGUCUCAGCUAACCUGGAAAUGUCAAGAAUGUGUUUUUAAUGCUUUUGGAAUUCAUCCCUCCCUUUGACAUCCGAAACUUGCUCAGAAGACCCACACCCGCAGCUGUCUCAAGUUUCACCCAUUCUACGACACGAGUUGCACUUUGCAGCAGGAAUCGGGAUCUAGGGCAAUGGUAGAUAAAGCAAAGGUCUUGCAAGUUUACUCUG
This is a messenger RNA of Durusdinium trenchii, 2647 nucleotides long. NCBI's taxonomy places the organism in Eukaryota, Dinophyceae, Suessiales, Symbiodiniaceae. The record is from the annotation of a GenBank genome assembly.